AGGGCUUCAUUGAUGGCCUUGGUUUUUUCCGGUCCGAACUUGCGUUGGUCAAGCGGGAUUUUAUUUGUCGACCGGAUUAUCAGACGGGCUGGGUGGUUUCUCUGCGUGGGGAGUGAUGGCUCGCGGGGGGGUUGGAUGGGCUUCUUGGUUGCUCUUCUUGGUUGGGCAUAGCCCGAGUUGGUUUUCACGGCUUGGGCAUAUGAGUUUGCUUGGCCGAGGGCCGGAGGCAGGUUUCCGGUCAAUGGGGUGGUCAGGCAGUUGGUAUUUGCUAGGUUGGAGAGUUCAAGUUGUUUUGCCAAGUUUGCGUUGGUGUCAGCUAAGGUUCUAGCAACUGCGAGGGCAUCUUCCAGGGUUUGUCGUUGUUCUGUAUUGAUGGGGGGCUGAGAGGGGAGGAGGCCUUCGGCUAAGAUGUCCCGGGCAUCAAUGCUGAGUUCCCCUAUAAUAGUGGCUAACAGGGUUUUGACGUGUUUGGGAAUUCCAGCUUUUAUGUGGGUGUCUGAGAGGCGGUAGUCUACGCUGAUGAGGUCGCAGACGGAUACGAGGUGUUUGCAUAUUUUUCCGAAGAAGGUAGAGUCGUUCUGAGAAGAGUCCGUACCGAGAUUGAGAGGGGCCAUGCGGGGGCCGGGCACAUUGUACCCUGCACUCUGAGGCCGGG
Messenger RNA from Cantharellus anzutake, 655 nucleotides. RefSeq lists its product as uncharacterized. The record is from RefSeq and is a predicted model, not a curated record. Lineage: Eukaryota; Fungi; Basidiomycota; Agaricomycetes; Cantharellales; Hydnaceae. The transcript has a single exon. Bases 116 to 328 code for a protein of 70 amino acids.